This is a messenger RNA of Acipenser ruthenus (sterlet), 6958 nucleotides long. RefSeq names its product cap-specific mRNA (nucleoside-2'-O-)-methyltransferase 1-like. Lineage: Eukaryota; Metazoa; Chordata; Actinopteri; Acipenseriformes; Acipenseridae. Gene Ontology annotation, molecular function: nucleic acid binding; methyltransferase cap1 activity; protein binding. Gene Ontology annotation, cellular component: nucleus; cytoplasm. The coding region runs from base 595 to 3108 and encodes 837 amino acids. The transcript is spliced from 24 exons. The record is from RefSeq and is a predicted model, not a curated record. Gene Ontology annotation, biological process: 7-methylguanosine mRNA capping.
UCCUAAAAGGCAAAUCUUCAGACUCCCACCACAGUUAGGCAGACGUCAUUGAUGAGAGUCGGCGAGCCAUGAAGGACCCAUGCGACUGAAGCGCUGGAAAUCCUAAAUGAUAGUGAAUUGAGAAAGUGUAUUAAGAGAGGUUAUAGUCCUGGGAUCGAAACAUUAAAUAUUUAGUAUACACCACUCCGUAACCCGGAUGACAUGUUAAACACCAAUAACCCACUGGGCGAAAAAGCGAGCCAAUGAUGGGGAGAGGAACAUCUUCGAUGUGGUCAUCACUCGCCGAGCACUGAGGGAUUGUAAUGUAUACCGACAUAUCUGUUUGUAAUUUGUGCGAAUCGAAAGUGCAACUGUACUCGUGCAUCAAUUAGGGCGACAGGUUUGAAUUCACUCCUCUGCGUCCCGUUUUAUUUAGUCUACUGUUUGAGGUACACAAACCCAGGCAAAGCAAACUGCAGAGGCAGUAGAUCGUGUCUGUUGUGAGCACUGUCUUGAUUGGAUCUCAGACGAGUACCGUUCCUGAAAGCGGGAUGAUAUAGGUAACCUGACUAUAGGACACCGGAUUUAAUUACCCGUACUCGGACAAACAGAACAAUGAAGAGGAGAGCAGAUUUUGUGGAGCCGCAGAAGAAACAGCGGAAACAUUUUGAGGAUCUGGGCCUGAACCUGAGCUCUACGUCUGACGAUGAGCCACAGUACAGCAACCACGUCAGUCAAGACUCCUCAAGCAGCAGCAGUGACUCUGGCAGUGACUCGGAGGAGCACCGACCCGUCUUUGGAGACCCUUUACAAUCCCAGCAUGCAUCUCAUUCAGAAUCCACACUGGAGGGCUCCUCUAAUCGAUACGCUAUGUUCAACAGUGUCUCGCAGAAACUCAUGGCUAAGAUGGGUUUCAGGGAAGGAGAAGGUCUUGGUAAGUUUGGCCAGGGCCGGAAAGAGAUAGUGGAGGCGUCGACGCAGCGUGGCAGGCGUGGUCUGGGGCUCAUGCUGAAGGGAUUCCAAGGAGAGCUCAAUGUGGACUGGGAAGACGAGCCGCAGCCUAGUGCGGUAGAGCAGGUGAGCUGGUUCCCAGAGUGCUCUACGGAGGUCCCAGAUGCGCAGGAGCUAAGGGAGUGGAUGACUGUAGGGAAGAGAAAGUUGAAGAUUGAGGAUGAAACAGAGUUUUGCAGUGAAGAUCUUUUAUACAAUGUUCUGCGUUGCAAGAGCGUGUUUGAUGAGUUGGACGGGGAGGAGAUGCGUCGUGCUCGAACUCGAUCCAACCCUUAUGAGACCAUACGCGGAGUCUUCUUCCUCAACAGAGCUGCAAUGAAGAUGGCCAACAUUGACCAUGUGUUUGAUAACAUGUUCACCAACCCUAAAGACUUGCAAGGGAGACCCCAGGCGAGGGAGCGUGAUGCAGAGUUGCUGUAUUUCGCGGAUGUGUGUGCUGGCCCUGGAGGCUUCUCUGAAUACAUCCUGUGGAGACGACGCUGGCACGCUAAGGGCUUUGGCAUGACGUUGAAGGGGCCCAACGACUUCAAGCUGGAGGACUUCUUUGCAGCGCCCAGUGAGCUCUUUGAGCCCUACUAUGGUGAGGGGGGUGUUGAUGGUGAUGGUGACAUCACACGCCCAGAGAACAUCAGCGCGUUCCGGAACUUCGUUCUGGAGAGCACCGAUGGCAAGGGGGUGCACUUCCUAAUGGCUGACGGGGGAUUCUCUGUGGAAGGACAGGAGAAUAUUCAGGAGAUCCUUAGCAAACAGCUGCUUCUGUGCCAGUUCCUGACAGGGCUGUCUGUCAUCAGGACAGGUGGCCAUUUCCUCUGCAAGACAUUUGACCUGUUCACCCCGUUCAGUGUGGGCCUGAUAUACCUGCUGCACUGCUGCUUUGAGCGGAUAUCCCUGUUCAAACCUGUUACCAGCCGCCCCGCCAACUCAGAGAGGUAUGUGGUGUGCCGUGGUUUGAAGCCUGGGAUAGACGCGGUGAGGGAGUAUCUCUUCGCAGUGAACCUAAAGCUGAACCAUCUCAGGAACACUGAGAAGGACGUGAACCUGGUUGUGCCACUUGACAUCCUGAAGGGGGACACUGAAUUUUACGAGUACAUGAUUUGCUCCAACGAGAGCCAUUGUGCUGUUCAGAUAAAAGCUCUUGCAAAAAUCCGUGCCUUUGUUCUGGACACAACGCUGUCAGAGACGAAGCAGGCAGACAUUCGCAAGGAGUGCCUCAAACUCUGGGGGAUUCCGGACCAGGCCAGAGUGACGCACUGUUCAACAGACCCCAAGUCCAAGUUCUUUGAGCUGAUAAAGGGCUCUGAUAUUGAGUCGUUCAACUACAAGCCCACUCCUCUGAACUCCAAGACCAUUGAGAAGAUUCAUCACGUCCUGGAUUAUCGCUGCAUUGUGGGAGGAGCAGAGCAGAUGUUUCUGCUGGGGCUGGGGAAAUCUCAGAUCUAUACGUGGGAUGGGAAGCCACCACUGCGAUGGAAGAAGCUGGAGAGCUUAAAGACAGAGCUGCCGAGAGAGACACUGCUGUCUGUAGAGAUUGUGCAAGAACUGAAGGGAGAGGGCAAAGCCCAGCGAAGGAUCAACUCGGUCCACGUCCUGGAUGCUCUCGUUCUCAAUGGCACAGAUAUCCGGGAUCAACAUUUUAACCAACGAAUUCAGAUGGCUGAGAAGUUUGUGAAAGCCGUUUCCAAACCCAGCCGCCCUGACAUGAACCCCAUUCGAGUGAAGGAGGUGUACAGGCUGGAGGAGAUGGAGAAGAUCUUUGUGAGGCUAGAGAUGAAGCUGACAAAGAGCUCAGGAGGAUUUCCACGUCUGUCCUACACGGGGCGGGAUGACAGACACUUUCUGCCCACUGGCCUCUACAUCAUUAAGACUGUCAAUGACCCCUGGACGAUGGCCUAUAGUAAAAACUCCAAAAGGAAGUUCUUCUACAACAAGCUGAGCAAAGAGUCGACUUAUGACCUGCCGACCAAUGCUGUGGCCCCCUUCCAUGUUUGCCACCUUGAGCGCCUUUUCUGGGCAUGGGUGGAGGGGGUCAGAGUUCAUGACUCUCAGACCCGGGUUGAUGCUGACAAGCUGUCCAAGAAAGAUGUUCUUGCUUUCAUCCGGGCUCACCACCAUGCCUGACCAACAUGCAACCCUGCGUCCUGGCUACUACGCACCCUGGACCCCACUGCAGCCCUCUCUCUGCCCCAUCACCCACCAGAACCACGGAGAAUGAUUCCCACAGAACCUCAGCCCUCAGCCAGCCUCCAUUCCCAGCUCGCCUCAUCCACAUGAUUGGAGCCCUCUACAGUGUCUAUGGACAACCGACUAUACACUUGUUUUAACAUGCUUAUAACAAGUGAAUAAAUAUGUUUUCUGUAAGUGGCAGAAAAAUAACAAUGUAGUUCCAGAGGGCUCAUUGUAUCAGGACCGUUUAAAUUGGGGUAGCGCUCCUGUAUAUUACACCUUCUCCCCCAGUGCAGGAACUGUUUCAUGUGCUUUUCAGUUUCUAUACAGCUUUGAUUUAUUGCUGCCUCAGACAGGCUGCACCACUGUUACAGUACAGUACAGGGUGGCCCAGCAUGAGAUGUUUACCCUCUUAACCCCUUCAGCUCCAGAAUGUCUGUCUGUUUCGUGACCACUCCUGCAUGUCCUUCAGCAUCAGGAAUCUGGCUAAUGAGGUCACAGCUUUGAUUGGUUCAGCUGUGUGCCGUGUUUACAGGAUGUCUUUGCUGUGCACAUGUGCAGUGGUGUACCCGAGAGGAGUGUGACUGUGAAAAUGCUUUAAUUAUGUACUCUCCUGCCAAACUACUUUUCAGUGGUGAGCCCUGCACAUGUGCGUAGCUAUGACAUCUGUGCCAGGAUCCCUGAACACAUAGCCCUCUCAUUAAUCACUGAAGACAAAGGCACCAUAGGAAGGCUGCAGCUUCCCAGCUAGCCAAGAAAGGUCCCUCAGACAUCUCUACACCCCAACUCUGUUGUCUGUAAACUCUCUUUCUCAUAACACUUUUUAAAUGAGGGCAUAUGAUUAUGGAUCAGUUUCCUUAUUUGAGAAGGAUUACAAGAACCAGCACUUAGUUUGGGGUCACAAUUCACAGACCACCUAAGGAGAACACCAAGACCAGUUGUGAUUAAACUGUAAACCGUCAGAGCAGCUGUACUGGAAGCCAUGGGCAAACUCGCUGGAACAGUGAGGCUGGGUGGAAAACAGUUUAACUCUGCUACUUGUAAUCAAUUGAGAAAUCCGCUAUAGAUCAUACAUUUUAGAACACUUCUUGUUUCUGCUUUUUAAGUAUAUUGUGUGCACUGUUCACUAUAACCCGACAGGUGUGAGAUGCACGGGCAGUGCAGAAUUUGAACUGGAACAGUCCUGCUCACUGCUUCUCCUCCACAGCACUGAAAUACCCCAGCUUCCUUUGUACCUCUUUCCUUUUGAGGGAGCUGUUUGCAAAGGGGCACCGCAGCUGCAGCUGAAGUUGGAAGUUCAGAUCCUCUUUUCCUUUCCUUUUCUUGUCUUGUUUUGAUUUUGUUUGUAUCACAGUGAAUGUUGAGUGAGUUCUUCCUUUCAUCGUCAGAUGACCUGACAAAAAAAAAAAAGUUUGCGCUCAUGCCUUUUGAUAAAUUUACAAAUGUACACAAUACUUUGAUGAUGGGAGGUUUCUGUCAAUUUAAUUGAAUAUGUGCAUGUGUCCCCUUAAAUUCUGCCAUUUAGUGUAGCUUUCAAUGCACUUUUUUUUUUACUCUGAACCCCUCAAACCCACUGCAGCCCAGUGCUUUCUCAAAGUAUUUAAUUUCUUACCUGUUGAAUAGCCUGUUGUAUGCUUGUGUUCUAAGGUUAUUAUUUACCAGGUUUUCUGUAGCUAACUGGUUAAUGUCCCUUUUUGCAACCACUGAAUCUGCUUCUGAAAAGACUCCCAAAAGCUGAAGCUUUUUCUUUGUGUGGGUAACUAAGUCCUGCCCCCUAUGUAAUUAAGUUUUUAAUGGAAAAUCUAUUUCAGAGGGGAUAGAAUUUAGAAUCUUCAUGUCCCUGUUGGUCGUUUCUCAAAUUCAGAAAGUCAGCUUUUAUUUCGGAAGUAGACCCAGUGAUUUAUAAGGGACAUUUCUGUUUGACUAGUUAGUAGGAUUCAUAGAUAACUAUUACAACUGAAACAACAUUAGAGAAUGGUAUUGAAGACAUAUAUUAAACAGGUAAUAAAUUAUUAUUAUAUUUUGAAAAUAUCCAGUGCCCUGUCAUAUUAAAAUGAGCAGCCCUGAAAAUUGUGGUAUCAUCCGAAAAACCCAUGAUAUAAAUAUUAGCUGUGUUAUUGACAUCAGAAAGAGUAUACAGUGUGACUCGACAGAGCCUUGCAGACAUCGUCAGCGUACUAAACAUUAUCUAAUGUACAGCACAACAGGUUCUACAUAGGCUGGACUACAACAGGUGUGUGUUCACACUGAAACCCCUGCUCACCCAUGCAAAUGUACAGUGCAGAAAGUACUGGGCCCGGUAGAUGUUAGACAGGCCUCUACUGUUUUGAAUGACCGUUCUGAUCUCAGAUGAGUCACACUUUCAACAAUUACAUUUGAAUAGUUGCAUUUGGGUAUGGAGGAGGGCUGGAGAUGAAUUGCAGCACGAUUGCUUAAAGGCAACAGUAAAGCAUGGUGGAAGGGGCAUCAUAGUCUGGGGUGCGAUGACUAUUUUAGGACCACGGCUGGUUACAAAUGUUGGGAUUAUAUUAGUCUUGUGUUGCUAAACUAUCCUAGACCCUCUAACACCUAAAAAACAGCAUUUUAAUAUCUGACAAAAAGAGGGGAAAAUGUUCUCGUACAAGCAGCAAUACAUAUAUAAUAAACUUAAAGCAGGGCUGUCCAAAUGACAGCUAAUUGAACAUCACAAUAUGGCUCUCUUGAUUUAAAAGUUCUGCUUUAAGAAUCUCAAUGGGUUUUUAUUGACUAUAUGGGCAUUGUAUAUAUGGGUUUUUAUUGACCAUUUGGUAGAAGUCACAUUUAAUGAGCAUAGACAUACUGAAGGUGUGUCUUAGUGCAGUCUGCUUAAAUAUAAUCUUUUUAUUUCUUUUUAGUAUCAAUUUAGUUUUAGCAGACCUAGCUUAUUUUUGUUACAGUCUUCUUUUUCCAUUAGUAACAUGUAUAUUUGUGUGUGGCUCUAAGACCUUGUUGGUCAUCAUGGCUUUGUUUUCCAGUUCUGGGUUAAAGUAUUCUCUCCACAUGCUGGUGAUGGUACCUUUACUCAUAAUGUCCUGCCAAACACAGGUUUGUACCUCAGAACACUUUUGAGCAGUUUAAGUGUGGAGUAGUGGUUAGGGCUCUGGACUCCUGACCGUAGGGUCAUGGGUUCAAUCGCAGGUGGGGGACAUUGCUGCUGUACCCUUGAGCAAGGUACUUUACCUAGAUUGCUCCAGUAAAAACCCAACUGUAUAAAAGGUAAUUGUAUGUAAAAAAUAAUGUGAUAUCUUGUAACAAUUGUAAGUCGCCCUGGAUAAGGGCGUCUGCUGAGAAAAUAAUAAUUGCACAGCUAAGCAUAGUGACACAUUAUUCUAUUCAUGGGUGCAAUUAAUUAGAACUGGAGUACUAACCAAUUCAAGCAACAAAACAAAAACUACCUAAAUUCCUUGGCCCCAUGUGUGUUUUUAUAUGCUAAUCAAAAGGGGCAUUGAUACCUACACGACAAGGCAAAUCAGCACACAAAAAUAAUCAAUACACAGCAUGAAAGGACAAACCCACAGAAUAAAUGAAUCCUGGAACACAACCUUUAUUCUGCUCUCCAGUUUAAUUACACUCAAGUUGACGAUGGAAUUACCAUUAACAAUCUCACAGUCCUUUUAAUACAUAGGAUUUUAACUAGUUUGACAUUCUGUUCUGUCAAUUUAAAAUAACUACAAUAGUGUAGAGCGGUGCUGGACUCCAUCAGGUCUAAGGUACCUAAACAAUAUCUGUUCUGGAUUGCUUAAGAAUCUGGUACCAGACCCAGUCCAGCGCAAAAAAAAAAAAGAAA